Molecule: messenger RNA, 2651 nt
Organism: Colias croceus (clouded yellow)
Lineage: Eukaryota; Metazoa; Arthropoda; Insecta; Lepidoptera; Pieridae
Product: hemicentin-1-like
Exons: 17
Coding region: 194-2632 (812 amino acids)
Molecular function (GO): protein binding
Source: RefSeq, a predicted model, not a curated record
CGCACGUGUGCCUCCCGGCGGAUUGUUUACAUAAACACGUGUUGUUUAGAAACUAAUUAUAAACGGCCCGCUGGAAUGACAUGUGUUGCUGUGUAAGAUGGAUGAACGUAAAUUAUGUAAACUAAAUUCGAGAUAACAUUUCGCCCUUUUGGAUGAGUGCAUUUUUGUGUUUAUUAGCUGUUAAAGUGCAAUUAUGGAGCAAUUACUGAGCUUUCAAGAUCGACAACGGGGUGCUCCCGGAGUCGCACACAUGCAGACCCUGGUGAUACUGGUUGCCAUGACAACCAUGGGACGGGGCUUCGUGGACACGGAGGAGUUUAUCAGCGAUUUAGACAUGCCAAUACCAACCGCGCACGUGACAGGCGUGCUCGGGAAGAAGGCGUCGCUGCCGUGCGACACGCAGCCCCUCUCAUCUGACGACAGAGUCGCGAUGGUGCUGUGGUUCAAGGAGGCAGACUGGGAACCACUGUAUAGUUACGACGUCCGCGGCAGGACCAUCUACCAGCCGAAGCUAUGGUCGUCUCCAACUGGGUUCGGGACACGAGCCUACUUCCGCGCCACGGCGUCGCCUGCCACGCUCCUAGUGGAUAGCGUAGCUACUACAGAUAGCGGGGUGUAUAGGUGCAGGGUGGACUUCAAGAAUUCGCCGACGAGGAAUCUGAGGAUCAAUUUUACUGUUAUUACACCAGCGAAUCGGCCAACAAUAAUGGACGCCAGAACCCGAGACCACACGCGGCUGUUAGAGCCGUAUAACGAAGGAGACACUUUGGAGUUACUCUGUGAAGUGUUUGGAGGUGACCCACGACCAUCCGUACUCUGGUAUCUAGAGAAUACGGUAAUCGAUGAGUCGUACGAGCAGCGUGACGACGGCGUGACGACAAACACGCUAACGUUCCCGCGCGUCGGACGACAGCACCUCAACGCAAGGUUGAUCUGUCAAGCGUCGAAUACUAACCUGGCGCCGCCGCAGAGUAAAUUGCUCAUUUUGGAUAUUAAUUUAAAACCACUGAGCGUCCAGAUCGUGGGUCCGGGCGGGCCGCUGUCGGCGGACCGCGGCUACGAGCUGCGCUGCGUCAGCGCGGGGUCCAGACCUCCCGCUGUGGUCACGUGGUGGAAGGGGGACAAACCCAUUAAGAAGAAUAUUAAGAGUUUUUCCGACAGCAAUUCCACAACCAGUAUACUGCAGUUCGUUCCCGAAGCGCGGGAUAAUGGCGGCGAAGUGAGCUGCCGGGCGGAGAACCCGCGGCUCUCUGAUGCUGUGCUCGAAGAUACGUGGAAGAUGGAUGUGCAUUAUGUGCCAAUCGUGAGUCUCAAGCUGGGAUCGAACCUGAGUCCGGAACACAUAAAGGAAGGAGACGAUGUUUACUUCGAAUGCAGCGCGCAAGCAAACCCGCGGCCCGAUAAGUUUACUUGGUUUAAACAAGGUACAGAACUAUCUCACAACGCAAGCGGACUUAUAGUUGGGGAACAAAGACUAGUUCUUCACAAUGUACAGCGCAGUGCAGCCGGGGACUACACGUGUGCUGCAAGUAACGAAGAAGGGAGUGCCAGUAAUACUGUCAGCUUGCAGGUUGCGUAUCCCCCCUCCUGCAAGUCACCAAACCACACAUAUGAAGCAGUUCUCAAUGAAGUGGUGGAACUAAGUUGUGAGGUGGACGGCAGCCCGGCGCCAGCUCGCUUUGUGUGGACACUCAAUGGUACAGGGGGGAGAGAGAUAGAACCUGGCCUCUCCCAGCAAUCGGGUCACACAUCGACACUCCGCUACACGCCGCGAUCUGCGACCGACUUCGGGUCUAUCGGUUGCCUAGCAACCAACGCGGCGGGCUUGCAGAGUGAACACUGCUGGUUUAGUGUUGUGGCUGCUAGUGUCCCCGGGCCGCUCCACAACUGCUCGGUGCUGAACCAGAGCGCUGCGGCGCUGGCGGUGCGCUGCGGCGCGGGGGGGGGGACCCGCCGGCACACCUUCCAUCUCGAGGUGCUGGACCUGCCCACGCUCACUGUACAAGCGAACAUAACAUCAAACACGCCAACAUUCACAGUGUCCAACCUGUCCACUAGCGGGGGCCUCUUACUGCGGGUGUACGCGGCGAACGGCGCGGGGCGCGGGGAAGUGCUGUCGCUGUAUAGUGUGGUGUCGCCUGAUAGAUAUACUGACACAGCUCUCCCGCUGUCCCUCUCACCGGUGGUGGUGUGUGUGGUGGCUAGCAGCGCGCUGCUGGGCGCGGCCGUGUGCGCGGCGCUCGCCGCCGCGUACCGCCGCCGCAGCGCGCGGGACAAGCCGCCCAACGACAACGCGCUGUACACAGAGGACAGUAUCGACUCGUUCCCGAAGCGAGAUCACAUCAACUCGUACGCAGCAUCCCCGAAGAUCGACUACAGCAGCCAGUUCGAGAUCAAAUUGGAUCCAGAUGAAGAUCCUGAUAUCAUUCCUGUACAUUAUGAUAAGAAGCGAAUAGAAAUAGAAGAAUACAAGACGUGUGUGGUGGAGAGCGACACGAUGCGGAUAUACAACGAUCGAGAUUUUAAUAGUGUAGCUAAUAAUUAUAACAUAUCAGUAGUGAACCGCGGUGUAACAGCCCGAGCUGCCGCCAUUGCCGCAGCUCUGCCGAACGUCAGAGAGAGCUGCAUAUAGGCUAGUAUAUUAUAUGCCA